AUGGCCGAAAUCUUCGGUGCCGUCGCAGGUGGUGCCGGCCUGGUGUCACUGGCCGUCCAGCUGGCAGACUGCGCCGUCAAGCUCAAGAGCUUCUGCGAACAGGUCGAGAAGGCACCAAGAUCACUCCGGCGCAUCUCUCGAGAACUUAACACCUUGUCACUCCUACUGCGGCAGAUUGACGGCCUGAGAAUUGAGCACGGCUCACGAGAUGCCGACGCCUUGGAAGAAUGUAUCGAGCUUUGCAGGGAGAGCACAGAAGACAUCGUCGAAGCCACGACAUCGCUCGAGGCUGUACUGGCACGCUUUCGCUUAGCUGGGCGAUUGUAUUCGGCGCUGAGGAUGGGCGACAUUAAGCAGCUUUGUGCUGACCUGGAAAGGUCCAAGAACUCGCUCAUGCUGGCGUUCCAGGUCUUCGACCAUAGGACCCAGGUCAGGAUGAUGCAUGCUUCCAACGAUCGGGAGAUCCAGCAUGGACUGGCGUUGCUGAAGCUGGGGGGAGCCGUCUCUGAGAUACGCUCGGACAUUGCAAUGUCGUCGUUGCAAGCCGCGCCUCCAGGUGCUGCCCGACGCCAGCUCGAGUCUUCCAUCCCUCAAGUCACGGACGUGGUGAAUACAGACUUGGUCCGGCGGCCUGCGAGGUCUGCUCCACGCAGAGUUCCUGCUGGAAAGAAGGGCACGACAUAUCGAUUCAAGCUUCCCUCUUGGUUCUGCGAUCGAGUCUGGCUUCUGUCUACCUGCCGUGCACAAGGGGACUGGACUUUGCGCUUGCAGACAUUUCGCAUCCGACCAUAUCGUGACUCGCCCAUCGUCAUGUAUCUCAGAGCUGGCAACGUCUCCAUGGUCAGGAAGAUGUUCGACGAAGGCACAGCGUCGCCCUACGACAUGUAUGAUCGAGGCAAUUGUUGGGUUAUGUCACCACUUCAAAUCGCCGCUGGGUCAGGUUCCGUCGAAUUAUGCAAUCUAUUACUAAUACCUGGCUUCCCGGAUCGUGUGGAGGCUAUACGAGCUGCAUUCGCCGAACUAAGUGUAACCGUCUUCAACUCGUACAAUCCGGAAGUCACUGUUGGCGAACGUCUCAUAGCUCAACGAUUCAUCGAAGCAGGCGACAUCACACUAGCCUGCGACAGGGAAACCUUUGGACCCAACCUCGGGUGGUGGUGUCAUGUUCAAUUCCUAGACCUUGUGAAGCAGAACACAAUAUUCGAUGCGCCGUUUGACGCUCAAUCGCGCUUUGACUACCUUGUGAUCAAUUGUUGCUGGACUGUGGAUCCGGGGAUGCUGACAAAGGAGUUCAAGUUGAGCGGUAGCGAAGAUAGUCUGGCCAGCCUGCGUACUUCUAGACCCAGCUCUCAGGGAAUCUCGGUGCUGCAUUUGAUUGCUAGUAAGAUGACGGAAGAGCAACGGCUGUCUCCUAGAGCCCGAAAAGUCAUCUGGACACCACUCUUAGAAAAACUUUUGACCGUAGGAGCUGAUCUUCAUCCCACGACUUCAGUCAACAUUUGGUGCUGGCCUCACGAUUGGCCCCCUCAACACGAGGGCCACAUAUUGCAAGUCUUUAAGACUUGGAUAUCUGCGCUGUUCCACGCCAACGUGGACCUCACACAAUAUGGCAAGACAGAAGCACUCGCUUGGCCCAAGGCCCUCGUGCACUGUCACCGCUACAGAAAUGACUGGCGCCCGGAUGUCACCUUUCGGAUCUGUGGCUUCACCUAUGGAGCAACGCCGGCUGAAUGGAGCUUGAUGGUUCAAGCGUGCCAGACAUUCUACCUGUAUAUCAUGCAAACAGCUCCCGGAGGAUGGGAGACGUCGCCUUACGUUCCGCAAGCUAUAUGCUGGGAGCCAGAGAGUUGCGACACGGUGGACGGCACAACAUGGUCGAAAUCGCACGUUGCAUUUGAGAUCUGUCGGCCGCAUCAAUUGUCGAAACCCUGGGAAUUCUAUCCAGGUCGACGGUCGUCUCGAGAUGAUACAGACCGGUGUGAGACUUGGACGCCAUUGAGGCUGCUUGAACCAACUUUGAGACGACCGCGCCAUCGCCGCAGGGCCAGCGAGCCAGUCCGUGUCGUCAGCGCACACCUCCCCCAGACGCGAGAGAGUGGCAGCGACUGGGAGUGGGCUCACCGCAUUCACUUACAUUACGCUGAAUACGACAUUUACUAUUGCGACCUCAAUAUGCUGCGCAUGAACGCGUGCUGGUUUCGUUGCUGGAAUACCCAUGUUGACGAAUGGAUUCGGCUUCGACAGGCAACUUGCAAGGCUUAA
Messenger RNA from Saxophila tyrrhenica, 2262 nucleotides. RefSeq lists its product as uncharacterized. Bases 1 to 2262 code for a protein of 753 amino acids. The record is from RefSeq and is a predicted model, not a curated record. The transcript has 2 exons. NCBI's taxonomy places the organism in Eukaryota, Fungi, Ascomycota, Dothideomycetes, Mycosphaerellales, Extremaceae.